Arachis ipaensis is the source of this 3666-nucleotide messenger RNA. RefSeq lists its product as uncharacterized. Lineage: Eukaryota; Viridiplantae; Streptophyta; Magnoliopsida; Fabales; Fabaceae. The record is from RefSeq and is a predicted model, not a curated record. Gene Ontology annotation, molecular function: DNA helicase activity. Gene Ontology annotation, biological process: DNA repair; telomere maintenance.
AUGGAUGAUAUAGACCAAUCAGAAAUAUAUGAUCCUUCGAUAAAUUCAUUCAGUCAAGUUGGUUUUGUUAUUGAUCAUCCUCUGUUCUUGCAAAGUGAGAUACAAGGUUGUCUUGAUGUUGGUGAUCCUAACUAUGAAUGUUCAAUCUGUGGGGCGUAUUUUUGGUUAUUGAAACGUGUUGAAAGAGACUCUACAAUUAAUUGUCCUGUUUUUACUGUUUGUUGCUCAAAAGGAAAAAUUCAGUUACCUUAUCUUCGAAAGCCCCCAGAUCUGCUAUAUAAUUUGAUUAAUGGACAUGAUAGGAAGAGUUUGUAUUUUCAAAAAAUAUUCGAUCUUAUAACAAAUUAUCAUCGGAUUGGAAAUUUGCUCCCAGAUCCUGGUCAGAAGCCUAAAUUUGCGCAAUUAUAUAUAUACGACACUCAGCAUGAGAUAAUGCAUAGGCAGGGAAUCUUUCGGCAAACAUCUGAGAUAGAUCGAGAAUUGAUAACUGAGUUGUUGGAAAUGAUCGAUACUCAUAACGUCAUAGCACAGUCAUUUCGAAGAGUCAGAGAAUUUUAUCAGUGUCAUUCAUCCGAGAUCUUCUCUUUGAAGUUGUUUUCACAUAGGAAGGUUGAUCGAAGAACUUACAAUACUCCCUCUUGUGACAAAGUUGUUGCAUUGAUUGUUGGAGAUUUUGAUUCGUCGGAUCAUGGUCGCGACAUUAUUAUUCGAUCUACUGCUGGUCAGUUGCAGCAUAUUUAUGAAACUCAUGCUCUGUAUUGGCCCUUACAGUAUCCGUUGUUGUUUUCAUAUGGCGAGGAUGGUUACCAGUUGAAUAUUCCUUAUCGUGGUAAAGUUGGGGGAUAUGUCCCUAGAAAGAAAACAAGGAGGUUGUAUGAGAUUAGAAUGAAGCAGAGUACAAUUAGAGGAGAAGUGCUUCAAGGAAUAGAAGAGGCUACGCGUCGUGGUGAUGACGAAGCUUCUUCAAUUGGGAGGCGAGUCAUCUUGCCUUCUUCCUUCACUGGUGGUAGGCGUUAUAUGUUUAAUCAUUGUCAGGAUGCGAUGGCAAUCUGUAAACAUUUUGGCUAUCCAGAUUUAUUCAUUACUAUUACGUGUAAUCCAAAUUGGCCUGAAUUUCAGCGAUUCACAGAGCAAGAGCGAAUUUCCAUCGCUGAUCGUCCUGAUAUCUCUUGCCGUGUUUUUUAUGCUAAGUUGAAAUGCCUGCUAAGCAAUCUCAAGGACGGUAUGUAUACUAUUGAGUUCCAAAAAAGAGGUCUACCACAUGCACACAUGUUACUAUGGCUUAACGGGGAAAGCAACUUACAAAGUGUUGAAAUUAUUGAUGAAUUUAUCUGUGCCGAGCUACCCAAUCCUCUCAAAUUUCUAGCCUUUUAUAAUGUCGUCACCAAGUACAUGAUCCAUGGUCCCUGCGGUCGACUUAGACCGAGUUCUCCUUGCAUGAAAGAUGUGAAUAUCAACGACGUUGAUAUUGACAACAGAUUUGUUGUGCCUUAUAAUCCACUGCUGUUAAUGAAAUAUCAAGCUCACAUAAAUCUUGAGUUUUGUAACAAGUCAAACGUCAUCAAGUAUCUUUUUAAGUAUAUCAAUAACGGUCCGAAUCGGGUGACUGCAACUGUUGGAGAAACAUAUCAUGUUGGUGAAUCUUCUCAGGUGGUUGAUGAGUUUCGUUAUUUAUCACUGUUUGAAUCCAUGUGGAGAAUUUUUGCUUAUGAUAUUCAUCAUAGAUGGCCGUCAGUACAGAGGUUGACUUUUCAUUUGUCGAACCAGCAACAUGUUGUAUUCGAUGAUGCUGAUAUCACUACUCAUGUUUAUUUGCGCAACAAAGAUUUGCUGACAAUGUUUACGAGUUGGAUGAUGGCCAACAGGCGGUUCCCGGAUGGGCGGUCUUUAACAUAUGUUGAAUAUCCGGGAAAAUUUGUCUAUUGUUCGAACAGUAGGGAGUGGAAGCCGAGACAGAGGGGAUUCUCAAUUGGAAGAUUGAGUUUUGCUCAUCCGUCAUCUGGUGAACUUUUCUAUAUGCAGAUGCUUUUGAAUGUGCAGAGAGGUUGUACCAGUUUUCGGAGUAUAAGAACCGUGAAUGGUAUAGAUGGUAAGGAGUAUAUUUCUGCUAUUAAGGAAGUCGCCGAUGUAGCGUCCGCUGCACAGCUAAGGUGGCUUUUUGUGAUGUUGUUGCUAUCUGGUUCCAUGGGAAGGCCUCUGUCAGUUUGGGAACAAACUUGGGCUUAUUUGUCUAAUGAUAUUCUUUAUCGCAGAAGGCAUGAGCUGCAAUAUCUUGAUCUAACGAUGAGUCAGGACAAGUUGCAAACAUUUUGUUUGUUGGAGAUUGAAAAACUAUUGCAGAGUAAUGGAAAAUCAUUGAGAAAUUAUGUUGGCAUGCCGGUUCCUAAUAACUCUUUAGUGUCUCAAUUUAGCAACUUGAUGCUGCUGCGUGAGUUGCAGUUUGACAUUGUUUCUUUGACUCGUGAGCAUGAUACAAAUGUCUUAAAGUUAAAUGAAGAACAGAGGGUGGUCUACGAUAAAAUUAUUGAUUGCAUUUCGAAUAAGAGGCACGGAUUCUUUUUUGUGUAUGGGUUUGGUGGCACUGGAAAAACUUUUUUAUACAGGGUUUUGUUGGCUAGAUUGCGAUCUGAGAAAAGGAUUGUUAUAAACGUUGCUUCUAGUGGAAUUGCUUCUCUGUUGUUACCUGGUGGUAAGACGGCGCAUUCUAUGUUGAAUAUUCCUGUUGAGCUGACUGAAGAUACUGUUUGUCGGAUUAAGAAGGAUAGUGCAAAAGCUGAGGUAGUCCGAUUGGCCGAUUUGAUUAUUUGGGAUGAGGCACCGAUGACUAACAAGUUGGCAUUUAAAGUGCUCGAUAGGACGUUACGUGAUAUAAUGGUUUCGGUCUCUGAUAGGAAUAAAUAUUUACCUUUUGGUGGGAAGGUGGUCAUUCUCGGUGGUGAUUUCAGGCAGGUCUUGCCAGUUAUUCCAAAAGGUUCUCGUGCUGAGAUUGUGAUGGCUUCGAUAAAUUCUUCUGUCCUCUGGAAAUAUUGUGAAGUUUUGUGUCUGACGAAAAAUAUGAGGUUAACAAUGGGAUUGGAACAAUCAACUCCUCAGGAGUUAAGGUCAUUUUUAGAUUGGAUACUUCAAGUCAGUGAAGAUCGAUGUGGAACAGUGGUCAAUGAUAAACUUUUUGUUGAUAUUCCUUCUGAUCUAAUAAUUCCUGUCUUGGAGAAUCCAGUGGAAGAUAUUGUAAAUACAAUCUAUCCGAAUUUGGUUCAGAAUUUUUGUGAUCCAAGUUUUUUCCAGGAUAUGGCAAUUUUGGCUCCGACUGUCGACAAUGUUGAAGAGAUAAACAAUUAUAUAGUUGACUUGUUGCCCGCGGAGGAGAAAAAUUAUCUCAGUGCUGAUUCGAUAUGUGGUAGUGAUGUCUAUUAUGAUGUUGGUGUUGAUUGGAUAAAUGUUGAAUUCUUGAAUCAGAUUAGGUGUUCUGGUCUACCUAAUCAUUCGUUGAAGUUGAAAAUAGGCGUGCCUAUUAUUUUGUUGAGGAAUAUUGAUCCAGCUGGGGUUAAGGAUUUUCCCAUAGAGUCUCAAAUAGAAGAUUUGCAACCAAUCAAUCAGGUCUCGGGUUUCUACCUAAUCUACUUCCUCAGCGAUGACGUGAUUGGCAGAAUUUUUCCAGCAAAGUGA